Molecule: messenger RNA, 1548 nt
Organism: Ciona intestinalis (vase tunicate)
Lineage: Eukaryota; Metazoa; Chordata; Ascidiacea; Phlebobranchia; Cionidae
Product: translocation protein SEC62-like
Biological process (GO): post-translational protein targeting to membrane, translocation
Cellular component (GO): endoplasmic reticulum; endoplasmic reticulum membrane
Source: RefSeq, a predicted model, not a curated record
CAUAAACGUCAAGUUUUUCAUGCUUGUGAGUUGUGACUAUAGCAAUUUUUAAAACAAAGUUUUUCGGAAUUUUUCUAGAAAAAUCAAUUAAACUUGAAUAAAAUAAACGUUACAGGUAUUUCAAUUGCAUUCUGGAGUAUUUAGUCCGCCAUUUAAAUCACUGGAGAUAUGUCAGAACGAAGGAAAAAGAAGAAUAAAAUGGGGGCACAGAGUGAAGAGCCAAGCAAGGAGGAGUUACAAAUGGCCAAACAUGUUCGUUUUAAGACGCCAAAGAAGAACACAAUUAUGCAAAAGCAAAAAGUGGAUUAUUUUGUUGGUUCCAAGGCAGUGGACACGCUAAUGAAUUCAAAGUGGGCAAAAUCUUCAAAAAAGGGGGAUGCUAUUAUAUCCAGCAGAGAAGAAGCGAUUAUUUUUAUGGAGAAGUUGCUUUGCAGUAAUCUAUUUUAUCGAGUUGAAAAAAUCUUGAAAGAAACAAAAGCCGAUAAGGAAAAGAAAAAUCUUAAAUCAAAAGAGAAUGAAGAGGAUUCAAAGGUGAAAAAAAGAAAAAAGGACAAGAAAGUGGAAGAGAAUGAGAAAAAGGAGACCGAUGAAAAGAAGAAGAAAAGAAAAUAUAAACUUCAAGCUCAUGAAGAGCAAGUGUUUUAUGAUUCUUCUGAUAUCUAUGUUUGGCUGUACGACCCAAUUAGCCCCAAAACAUGGUUUUUAGGUGGCGUGCUUCUUCUGGGAGUCAUUGCUGCGACGCUCUUUCCUAUUUGGCCACCAAGUGUCAGAGUUGGUGUGUAUUAUCUGACAGUUGUUGGGGGAUUUUUUGUUGGAGGAAUCCUUGGCACUGCACUAUUGCGAACCAUAUUAUUUGGAGUAAUAUACGUUUUCACUUUGGGCACACACCAUUUGUGGGUCCUCCCUAAUUUACUGGAGGAUGUUGGGUUCUAUGAUUCAUUUAAACCCCUGUAUACUUAUGAAUACAAGGGCUCCAAGCAAGAAACUAAAGAAAGUAAUGAGGAUGAAGAAGAAGAGAAAGAGGAUCAGGAUGAAAAGGAUGACAAAGAAGAACCUAAAGAUGAUCCAAUCAAAUCAGAAGAAGAAGAAAAAAUCGCUCGCUCCACCGAUGAAUUUUCGGACGAAUCCGAACCAGAACUUGAGGUUCAAUAUGAAGACAGUGAUUAUGAGAUCAUAGAUGGUAAAGUGCCUGCCAAAGAAGAGUAGAAACCCAAACGCUGCUUGGAAAUUCUCAGACCCAGCUAAUGCCAAAAAACUGCUGCGAUGUAACUGAUGUAAUUAGCUUGCCGCGACCAAAAUACGAAUACUGUGAGUUACACAUUAAACUGGUGCUCAUUAUGACAACCACCACGUGUAACAGAAGAGUUUCAUUUGUAGUAUCGUAUAUUGCCUUCCAUAGGGGACCAUUAAAACCAUGUUGUGUUAAACUGUAUUGUAUAUACGCGUGUAUAUAGAGUAACCUACGGUGAUGUAGGUUGAUAUGUUUGUUUUAGGAAAUGUUUGACAAAGUUUUAUUGUACUGCCGCUAAUAAAAGAAUAUUUCGGGUA